This is a messenger RNA of Linum trigynum, 1641 nucleotides long. The record is from the annotation of a GenBank genome assembly. NCBI's taxonomy places the organism in Eukaryota, Viridiplantae, Streptophyta, Magnoliopsida, Malpighiales, Linaceae.
AUGGACAACAACGACAUACUCGAGCGGGAGAGGCAGCAAAUGGAGCAGAUUCGAGAGCUUGAAUUCGAGGAACUACAGGUCGUAGAAGUCGACGAACACGGCGAUUCUUCCGAUGACGGCAUCGAUCCCGGUUACAAUGUCAACAUUUCAUCUGAAGAAUUUACUUUCAACCCUGGUUUGGCUUCAUUGCACACGUAUUUGGGUGAGGUGGAGGACACGCGUCACAGGUUGUCGUUCUUGGAUGGGGGUGUGACGUUAACUCUGCCGUUGUUCUAUCUCGAAGGGGUUGUUCUUUUCCCUGAGGCUACGCUUCCUCUAAGAGUUGUUCAAUCCAAUUUCAUAUCUGCCAUUGAGAGAGCCAUGACUCAAGAUGAUGCUCCAUUUACUAUAGGUGUGGUUCAUGCUCACAGGAGCUCUGAUAACAGAAGAUUAAAGGUCUCUAACAUUGGGACAACUGCAGAGAUCCGACAAUAUAGGCGGCUAGAAGAUGGGUCACUCAAUCUUCUUACUCGUGGGCAGCAGCGGUUUUGUUUAAAACGACUCUGGAUGGAUGUGGAAGGAGUGCCAUGUGCAGAAAUUCAGAUCAUAGAGGAAGAUUCACCAUUAAGAGUUCCCAGGGAGGCACUAGGAAAGUUGUCAGCAUUAAGCAAUCUGCAUAGACGUCGUGCACAUUUGCUGCCUGCAAAGCCAUCAUUGCUUGCGAGAGGCAACGAUUCAGAAUCAAGUUCAGACGAAAGUUUUGAGGGUGAUCUUUCACUACAGGAAAAGAAAAUGCAUCAGACUGCUGUAGAGUCUUACUUUGAGUAUGAUAUGAUGGAAGAAUCAACCAGCAGUGAUGAUGAUGAGGUGCUCUUUGACUCAGAAAUCAGAUAUAGAAGAGCUCGGUUAACUGACUCAGAAUUGUCGGUACUCUCAGAUGAGGGGAAAAGAAUUAAAAAAUCUGCCAUGAAACAUCAAUCUGCUGCUGCUUCUGCUUCAAACAAGUUGCCUGACAAAGAAGAAGCUCAGAAAGUGAAUAUCAAACCUGAUUUAAGUCAAUUUUGCAAAUCCUCCACAGCAUUUUUGCCCUGUUGGGUGUACCAAAUGUACGACUCCUAUGAGCUUGCUCAAAGGGCUGCAGAUAAGUGGAAACACAUAGUUGGGACAUCAUGCAUGGAUGAUAUGGUGAAGAAGCCCGAUCUUUUAUCAUUUUAUAUUGCCAGUAAAAUCCCUGUGUCUGAAUCUACAAGGCAGGAGCUGUUAGAGAUUGAUGGCAUUUCCUAUCGACUGCGUCGUGAAAUCGAGUUACUCGAACGAUUUGAUCUCGUACGAUGUAGAAGUUGUAAGACUGUAAUUGCUAGGCGGAGUGACAUGCUGGUGAUGUCAACCGAUGGUCCUCUUGGUGCCUAUGUGAAUCCACACGGUUUUGUGCAUGAGAUAAUGACUCUCUAUAAAGCAAAUGGCUUGGCCCUCAUCGGACUUGCGGUUACAGAAUAUAGCUGGUUUCCCGGGUACGCAUGGACCGUUGCAGAUUGUUCCACGUGCGAAACCCAGAUGGGGUGGCUGUUCACAGCAACGAAGAGGAAACUGAAGCCUAGGUCGUUCUGGGGUAUAAGAAUUGCCCAGGUUGCCGACGAGGCGCGUUGGCGUAACGGAGAGUAG